Drosophila santomea is the source of this 2041-nucleotide messenger RNA. RefSeq lists its product as uncharacterized. NCBI's taxonomy places the organism in Eukaryota, Metazoa, Arthropoda, Insecta, Diptera, Drosophilidae. The record is from RefSeq and is a predicted model, not a curated record. The transcript has 4 exons. Bases 140 to 1885 code for a protein of 581 amino acids.
UUGAAUUGUCAUGGAAACGAAAGUAGCAUUUUAACAUUGAUUUCCCAUUAUACUACAGUCUCUAAAUUAAAGUAAGUGUAUUAAACUUUCGCUGCAGAUGAAUGGUGCAAGGAUUUCUAAAAUAUAGAAGUUUUACGACAUGGAGAAAACAGAAAAUACUCAAAAUUCUCGCACCGCUUACGAAGUGCAAAGGGAUUUUGGCUUUAGCAGUGGACUGCGUUCGGAAAUUAUUUGGGAUUCAUUAGCUCCAGAUCAAGGAGAUGUUCUUAAGCAAAAGAUAGAUAACCUCAUUUGCGAGGAUGACGCCCGCAAUGUCAAGGCGAUUCAACGAAAGCGGGAGCAGCUUUUCCGGAAUAUUUGGAAGCAGCGAUGUUACACCAACGGCACAUUGCUCUCCGCCAUUAUUUACGUGCUGGUCACGCCGGAUACAGACCCGGAAUCGGCCCUGCAGUCCACCAACUACUCCUGUCACCCUGUUUUUCGCACCCGGCGCUGCAUGAAGGGCGAGAACAGCGCCGCCAGCUGCAUGAUUUUUGUAGACGAAAAUGCACGGGUGUACUCCAAUUGGGAGCAGUUCGUCUUCCGGAACACCCUGCCCAAGGGCUUAAUGAUCGCCCCUAGCCAAGGAAUUUACACGUUCACCGGGGACGAGGAGCCGGGCGUCCAGUUGAUGGUCCAUCCAACGCCCGCAGCGCGUGCCAGAUAUAAAUUACUGAAUGCUGGCGAUAAAGUCGCCACUGUGGGUAGCCUGGUGUCCACUGUUCCGGCGGCGGCAGCUCUGGCUGUGCCUCUGGGCGCUCCCCUCGUGAUUGCCGCCACCGCUGUGGGCGUGGCCACCGGAAUCUACAGCACCCUGCGCUCUGCAUCCCAUCUCAUUGAUCGCCGACGGCACGGGCAGUCCACCUGCAUUACGGAUACCGAGGCACGCAGCUCUUGGUUGGGCGUAGCAGGUGGCGUUGUGAGUCUGGGUGCCACCGGGGCCACUAAAGCUCUGUCCACCGCUGCAGGAGCCGGCUACAAAGUUAAUCCCGCUGCUCAAUUGGCCGUUAGGGGGAUAAAUGGAGCCUCAGUGGUCAUCGCCGGAACGGGUGUGGCCAGUGGUGUUUAUGAUCUGUAUUUGAAACUUGGUGAUAAUCAAGCCAUAAACAGCUUGGACAUGCUGCAGAUGGCCUCGCAUUUGGUGAUAUUCACUCAUUCAAUCAACAAUAUGCGCAUCGCUUCCAAGGCUACCAACGGGUCUUCCUUGAGGCGAGCACUUCGAAAUCAAUCCAGAAAAGUCUUUGAUCGAAUAUCCCAGGAAACAGUGAAGCUGCACAAUGAAGCUGGCCAAUUUGAUAUUGUGAGAACCCUAAACGAAAUUCCUUUUAAGGAGGCACUCCUCAGCCUUCACAAUAUCAACUCGCAUCUAAGUCAGGGACUCACAGUGGCCACCACUUUGUUGCCUCAAAUACUGAGUCUCAGCAGUGGCGGGCAGAUGCUGAUCAAUAUGGAUGUGCUGGCGCAGAAAUUCGGCAGAAAAUUCGUGGAGCAUAUCGGCAAUCUGGCCAGCUUAACGGACGUUUUGGAGGCCAUGGCCAGGUACUUCAGCGAUCAGGCAGUACAACUCCUAAUGCAGAUGACCCGCACUUUCGUAGAGGAGAACGUGGAUUCCAUUGAUCGCUCGCUGAAUACGUUCGUGUCUACUGAGGCGGUCCUCUAUCGCAUUCUAAUGCAUUGCGUUAAAACCUUUGAUGAUUUCGGCGAAGAUUUCCUUCAAAGAUGCCGGGAAGAUGUCUUGAUGGUGGUAUCCAAAUACUUUCGAUCUCUGGAGCCAGUUAGCGAGAAGAACUGCCGCAAGUACAAAUGCAACGUUUGCAAGGGCGCCUACUAUAUAAGCUCCAUAUAGGCUGAUUCCCUGGCUCAAGCUGUCUGUUUAAUCUAUUAUUGGGUGUAAUUUUUGUUUUGACGUAAGAUGUACGACCUAUUAAGUCAAAUUAUGGUGUUAUUAUGUGUAAACCAUUGAGUGAUUAUUAGUUUGUAAUAGAACCAAGAUUUGUCAGCC